AUGGCUGUGCAGUGGCUGACGAAGUUUGGCAGUCUUGGUCUUCGUAUGACGACUGAUGAAGAAGAAUGGGUAUACAAAGAAGAGCCCCACUCCCCAAGGCGACAGGAGAUCCUUAAAAAAUAUCCACAAAUAAAGAAGCUGAUGGGAUACGACCCUAAAAUCGCUUACAUUGUCACGGCGGAAGUGUUGGUUCAACUUGUAGCAGCCUGGAUGGUAAGGGACGCCUCAUGGACGACUAUAGCCAUUCUAGCUUACUGUUUUGGCGGAGUCCUCAAUCACUCGCUUGGUAGUGCUAUACACGAAAUAGGUCACAAUUUAGCUUUUGGACACAGUCAUCCUAAAUUAAACAGAAUGUUAAGUUUAUGGUGUAACCUGCCAAUCGUGGCACCCAUGGCAAUCAGUUACCGGAAGUAUCAUGCAGAUCAUCAUCGUUACCUUGGCGAGGAAAAUAAGGACGUUGAUAUACCAACGCGGCUGGAGAGCUAUCUGUUCCGCCAUCCAAUCACUAAAAUAUUUUGGCUUACCGUUCAUCCAAUCAUCCACGCUAUUCGGCCAUUCUACAAGAGCCCUAAGCCAAUCACAGGCUGGGAGAUUAUAAAUACCAUCGUCCAGAUGUCCUUCAACGCGAUCAUAGUAACCACCUUUGGGGUUAAAUCUAUUGUGUAUCUUCUGUUGGGAACAUUGAUGGCCCUCGGAUUCCAUCCCCUCGCGGGACAUUUUAUCUCCGAACAUUAUCUAUUCAACAAUAACGGUACUCAGGGAACCACGUCAUAUUAUGGUCCUCUGAACUUUGUCCUAUUCAAUGUGGGCUACCACAUAGAACACCACGACUUCCCAUACAUUCCCUACAACAAACUACCGGAACUGAAAAAGAUCGCGCCAGAAUACUAUGACUACCCGUAUCAUACCUCAUGGGUCAAGGUCGUUUGGGAUUUUAUUUUCGACAAAAAUUCAGGUCCCCAGGCUCGAAGUGUUGGUUACCGGAAGGACGUUCCAACGAAUUGCCAAAGUAACGGUCACGUGAUUGGACAGAAGGAGGAGUGA
Messenger RNA from Ylistrum balloti, 1044 nucleotides. Its product is annotated as sphingolipid delta(4)-desaturase DES1-like. Bases 1 to 1044 code for a protein of 347 amino acids. The record is from RefSeq and is a predicted model, not a curated record. The transcript has a single exon. NCBI's taxonomy places the organism in Eukaryota, Metazoa, Mollusca, Bivalvia, Pectinida, Pectinidae. Gene Ontology annotation, cellular component: membrane. Gene Ontology annotation, molecular function: sphingolipid delta-4 desaturase activity. Gene Ontology annotation, biological process: ceramide biosynthetic process.